Messenger RNA from Alternaria postmessia, 1032 nucleotides. RefSeq lists its product as uncharacterized. The coding region runs from base 1 to 1032 and encodes 343 amino acids. The record is from RefSeq and is a predicted model, not a curated record. The transcript has a single exon. Lineage: Eukaryota; Fungi; Ascomycota; Dothideomycetes; Pleosporales; Pleosporaceae.
AUGGCCACAAACAAAUCUUUCACGAAACAAACAGGCGGCCUGGAAGUUGCCAAGACCUACUCUUCGCACAUCACUGGCAAAACUAUUCUUAUUACGGGUGUCUCUCCUGGAGGUAUUGGCGAGGCUACAGCUCGUGCGUUUGCACACGGCGGUGCAUCUGUUAUUAUCGCUACUGGGCGCGAUAAAGCACGCGUCGAAGAGCUGGCUAGGCAAAUCUCCGCCGUGUAUCCAUCUACAAAGUUUCGCUGUGUCGAACUCGAUCUUGCCUCACUCCGAGACGUUCAUCGCGCCGCGAACGAGAUACUUGAGGAUGGAUCAAUCCUCAAGAUCGAUAUUGUUGUCAACAAUGCUGGCAGCCAAUUUGGAAACGCUGAGCGCGAGCUCACCGCGGAUGGUAUAGAGACACAUCUCGGUACCAACCACCUAGGCCACUUCCUCCUUGUCAAGCUUCUUCUUCCACGACUGCGCGCUGCCGCCAAAGUAAAUCCCCCCGGUGCGACCCGACUAGUUUCUGUUAGCAGUGAGGCAUGCCAAUUCAGCCCUUUCCGCUUCAGCGACUGGAAUUUUGAUUGCGAUAAAGAACUUCCCGACAACGAAAGGCCAAAUUGGCCUGCGCUAACAAGCAUGCUUGGAAUCUCUGAAACCUCAAAGUUCAAUCCUUAUGUUGCUUAUGGACAAAGCAAGACUGCCAAUGCUCUCUUCGCUGUUCACUUUAACCAAUUGUUUUCCAAAGAAGGGAUUUUUGCUUUUGUCAUUCACCCCGGAGGGGUACAAAGCACAGCAGCGAAGAGAACGAUUGCAGCUGCGCCAGAAGAACAGAAGGCGAUCUUCAGAGAAUUGCUAUGGAAGAGCAUCGACCAAGGAAGCUCAACAACCUUAGUAGCCGCCUCGGACCCUGGUCUUAGCCCAGUAAAAGGCGUAUGGUUAGAAGACAAUCAGCUUGGCCACCCAGUGUCGUGGGCCGUAGACGAAAAGAAAGCGGAAAUGCUGUGGAAACUUUCUGAGGAGAUAAUUGUUGAAAAGUUAUCUUAG